Messenger RNA from Cygnus olor (mute swan), 3970 nucleotides. It is a transcript of the gene MPND, whose product is annotated as MPN domain containing. The record is from RefSeq and is a predicted model, not a curated record. Gene Ontology annotation, cellular component: BRISC complex; BRCA1-A complex. Lineage: Eukaryota; Metazoa; Chordata; Aves; Anseriformes; Anatidae. The transcript is spliced from 12 exons. Gene Ontology annotation, molecular function: polyubiquitin modification-dependent protein binding; metallopeptidase activity. Gene Ontology annotation, biological process: double-strand break repair. Bases 61 to 1602 code for a protein of 513 amino acids.
CCGCACCGGGGGCGGGGCCGCCCCAUCACGUGGCGCCGGGGGGAGGACGGAGCGCGGAGCAUGGCAGCGCUGGCGGCCGCCUCCCCUGGCGCAGAUGAGUGCCUGGAGGAGGACGAGGACGAGCUGGAGCCGGGGCUGGAUGAGGCCGAGGCCGAGCCGGAGCCCGAGAGCGGGGCGAAGGCGGCGGGGGGCUCCCGGGGGGCCGUGCUCACACGCCGCGGCAUCACCCUGCGCGUGCUGCUCCGCGACGGGCUCCUGGAGCCGGCCCGCGGCGUCCUCUCCAUCUAUUACCUGGGCAAGAAGUUCGUGGGGGACCUGGGUGCGGACGGCACCAUCACGUGGCAGGAGACGGGCCAGGUCUUCAACUCGCCCAGCGCCUGGGCCACCCACUGCAAGCGCCUGGUGAACCCCGCCAAGAAGUCGGGCUGCGGCUGGGCCUCCGUGCGCUACAAGGGCCAGAAGCUGGACCAGUACAAAGCUGCCUGGCUGCGCAAGCACCAGCCCAACGCCCCCGCUGCCGAAGAGAGCUUGGCCAGCGAGGGCGAGGAGGACGAGCUGCCCGAGGAGGAGGAGGAGGAGGCGGCGAGGGAAGGCCGGGCGCCCGCGCCGGAGCCGGCUGCUGCCAAGAGACCGGAGGAGAGGAGCAAGAAGCAGCAGUGCCGGAGCCUGGUGGAGCAGGCGGGGACGGGUGAGGAAGGGCAGGGUCCCCGGGGGGGGCCAAGCCCCCCCGGCCGCGGUGACGGGGCGCUCUGUGUUGCAGAUCAUGGCCCCCCGGGGAAAAGGCCGGAGAACAAACCCCGGGUGCCCGUCCGCUACUGCACCCUGGGCACCCGUGACACGGCCAGGAACCCCCAGACCCUGGUGGAAGUGACGCCCUUCGCCGCCAUCAACAAGUUCCAGCCCUUCAACGUGGCCAUUUCCAGCAACGUCCUCCUGCUCCUGGAUUUCCACAGCCACCUGACGCGGAGCGAAGUGGUGGGGUACCUGGGGGGCCGGUGGGACACCAACACGCAGCUGCUGACGGUGCUGCGAGCCUUCCCCUGCCGGAGCCGCUUGGGCGACGCCGAGGCUGCGGGCGCCGUGGAGGAGGAGAUCUGCCAGAGCCUGUUCCUGCGGGGGCUGUCGCUGGUGGGCUGGUACCACAGCCACCCCUUCGGCCCCGCGCUGCCCUCCCUGCACGACAUCGACGCGCAGAUGGACUACCAGCUCAAGCUGCAGGGCAGCGGCAACGGCUUCCAGCCCUGCCUGGCCCUCAUCUGCGGGCCGUACUAUCACGGCAACCCCGGCGUGGAGUCCAAAAUCGCGCCCUUCUGGGUGAUGCCGCCCCCGGAGCAACGUCCCAAUGACUACGGCAUCCCCAUGGAAGUGGAGGUGGCCUACAUCCAGGACGGCUUCCUCACCAACGACGUCCUGCAGGAGAUGACGCUGCUGGUGGAGUUUUACAAGGGCGCCCCCGACCUGGUGAAGUUCCAGGAGCUGUGGAGUCAGGACCAGACCUACCUGGACAAACUGAAGGGCUCCCUGGCCUCCCGCACCCCCAAAGACCAGAGCUUCGCCCACGUCCUGGAGCAGAUCUACAGCCUCCUGAAGCUCAGCGGCUGAGGAGCCGGGAGCCCCGUCCGGCUCAGACCUUCCCUGCAGCCAGAGCUGCCCUCGGCAAAGGGCUCCAGGCGCAGGGCAGCGCCGCGGGGCCGCCGCGUCGCCCGCUGCCUCCAGGCACCCAGCAGAGGAGUGCUGAGCCCCUGCCGUGCCCCGGAGCAGCCCCCUGGGGAGUGGUGCGGCCGGGCCCGGCGGUGGCGGGGAGGGUGACGGUGGUGGUGGGAGUCUCGCCUGCACGUUGUUUGUGGAAGUGGUAGUUGAUUAAAGAGCAGUUCCUGAGACGGGGCGGGCGUGCGGCUCCGCCGGGCUGAGGGCAUCCUGCUAAGCAUCAAGGGGUGGUGCUGGUGGCUUUGCAGGCUCCGGGUGCCAGCAGGGUGCUCAAUUCCAGGGGCUGGGGCACGGAGGUGCAGACCCAGGGCUGCUCCCCCAGCCCCCCGUGGCCCCCGGGGCACAGCGGUCCCAUCGCGGCCGCUGCUUGGCCGUGGGGAGGGAUCCAGCCUCGUGCGCACAGAGAGGACGCGGCCGUUAGAAAGAAGAAAACAUUUAAUACUUUUAUUCAGAGAUACAAGUUGAGAUUUGUGGGUCUUUUUUUUUUUUUUUUCUCCCCUAAAAACCAGGAGAAACCAUUACAAAAAAAAAAAAAAAGGUCUUAGCGAGUUUUCCCAGCUGACGGACUCAUCUCAAUCCACCUGAGCAGGAGCCAGCGCUCCCGGGCUGCGACCCUGGCCCCCAGCAGUGUGGGGACAGAGGUGAGGGCCCUGGGGACAUGAGGGCCCUGGGGAUUUGAGGGCCCUGGGGACAUGAGGGCCCUGGGGACGCGAGUGUCCUGAGGACGCGAGGGCCCUGGGGACACGAGGGCCCUGCGGACACCAGUCCCGUGGGCUCCCUGCCCUGCUGGGACUGGGGGGGAGCCCCGCGUGCCCCCGCGUCCUGCACCAGGCGCUGGUGCCAGACAAGGGGCAGCUCCUGCCCGGGGUUCGGCCUGCUCAGAGCACGGCGCGGCGGGGGACCAGACGUACAUCGACAUGCGUGGUUAAAAACAUUUAAAAAGGUUCCGUGUAAAUGUAACAGGAGACGGGAGCAGCGGGGACAGGGGCGCGCUGCGGCACGGCGCUGGCAGGGAGCGACGGCUCGGCUGCCAGCCGGGAAGGGAGAGGAUGCUGGUCGAGGAGAGAGGUGCCCAAGCCCUGCCAAGCCCUGCAGCAGAGGUGCCAGGUCCCCACGAAGGGGAGGAAACCAUUUUUCUAUCAAUGCUGGAAAAGCAAGGAAGCGGGGUGGGGGGUGGGAGGGCUGCAGGUGCAGGAGGCGGCGCUGCCCCCCUCUCGCCUGGGGUGCUGAGGGUGGCCAGGGGCCCCAUCCUGACACCAGGACAGGAACAGGGGAUGGAGGCUCGGGCCCAAGGGGCGCAGAGACCCCAGGGGGCUGUUCUCUGAACCUGUCGGCAGGCAGCAAAAGCCAGAGGUGACAGAGCCCGGACCAGAGCUGGUGAGGGGCAGGGGGCAGCAGGAAGGCACGUGGGGAUCAGCUUUACUCGAGCCGAGCAGCCCCGAGCAGCAAGCGAGGAGCCUGCAGCUCAGCCUCUUGGGGUGCUGACGGCUGCUUGGGGCGUGGGGAGAACAAACAGAGCCACGGGGCGAGAGGAUCUCGCACGGGACCAGGCCGGGAGCUGCUCUGCCCUGCCAUGGGCAGCCCCCUGCCCCCUGAUUUAACCCCCAGCUCUGCGAGCGGAGCCUGCGGUAGGAAAGGCCCAAAGCUCGGAAGCAACCCAGCCUCAAACCCUUCUGGGGCAGAAGGGGGCAGCCACCACCUUCGGGAUCGAGCUCUGCUGGGGAGAGGGCAGAGGGCUAACGCCCGGGCAGGGCUCAGCACCGGGCAGGGCUCAGCACCGCCCCUGGCCGGUUUAGUGUUGGACCUGCGUUGUAGUGUUGCUCUGCCCUGCGCUGCCUCCGCUGAGCCGCGGAUCCGCUCCUGCAGCGGUGCAGAGGGCGCGGGGCUGCAGCGGUGUCAGGGCUGCGAGGGCGGCCGUGUGUCCGCAGGGAGAGGGGUAGUGUUCGGCAGCAGCUGCCUGCGCCGGGGCAGGAGGGGGGCAAAGCUCUUGCCCCUCCACGAGGCUCAGGCCUGCUUUGUCCCCAACACCGCUUGCCCGGCCCCGGGCCGUGUCUCCCUGCGCUGGUGCUCAGCGUGAAGGACGCGCGCCCCAGCUCUCCGGCACGGCUGCCCUGGUUUGUACGGACACUUGACCAAAGCAAAGACAAAAACUGGACAAGGAGAGGCCUGCGACCCAGCUUAAAUGUACAGACCGCGAGGAACCUGGCGGGGCUCAUAAAGUACCUAAGUUCAAGCACCAGAAGGACCAAAAAACAAAACAAAA